Molecule: messenger RNA, 1155 nt
Organism: Diutina rugosa
Lineage: Eukaryota; Fungi; Ascomycota; Pichiomycetes; Serinales; Debaryomycetaceae
Gene: LAB5
Product: putative lipoate synthase
Exons: 1
Coding region: 1-1155 (384 amino acids)
Biological process (GO): lipoate biosynthetic process
Cellular component (GO): mitochondrion
Molecular function (GO): lipoate synthase activity; 4 iron, 4 sulfur cluster binding
Source: RefSeq, a predicted model, not a curated record
AUGAUAAAGAGCUCCCUUACCGCGCUGAGAGUGACGUUGAGAACCCUCGCCACCCUGCUGAACGCGUCGCUGGCGCCGGCGACUCCGAAAAAGCGCCGCCCCACCAAGUUUACCGAUGCCCUCAACAAGGGCCCUUCCUUCGAAGACUUCGUUAUGGGUAAGGCUAAGGAUAUGGUGGUUGAUCCGUUGGAACAGGCGAGAGCUGAUCCCAACGCUAGACUUCCCAAAUGGCUCAAAGUGCCCAUCCCCAAGGGGAAACUGUACCACCAGGUGAAGAACGAUGUCCGCGAAUUAAAGUUGGCCACCGUGUGUGAAGAGGCCAAGUGCCCCAACAUUGGCGAGUGCUGGGGUGGUAAGAAGAGCGAGGCCACCGCGACCAUCAUGUUGUUGGGCGACACUUGUACCAGAGGGUGUCGUUUCUGCUCGGUGAAGACGAGUCGGGCCCCGGGGAAACCCGACCCGAUGGAACCGGAAAACACCGCCGAAGCCAUCAGCCGGUGGGGCUUGGGGUACGUGGUGCUUACCACUGUCGACAGAGACGACUUGGUCGACGGUGGUGCCCACCACUUGAAGGAAACCGUGGAGAAGAUCAAGCAGAAAGCGCCGCAAAUCCUCGUCGAAGUGCUCAGUGGUGACUUCAGAGGCGACUUGGACAUGGUGGAAGUGUUGGCGCUGCUGGGACUCGACGUCUACGCCCACAACUUGGAAACCGUCGAGGCUUUAACUCCUCACAUUCGUGACCGCAGAGCCACCUACCGCCAAUCGUUGGCCGUAUUGGAGCGCGCCAAACAAACGAAGCCGCUGCUUGUUACCAAGACGUCGUUGAUGCUUGGUUUUGGCGAAUCGGACGAACAAGUGUUGCAAACAUUGAAGGACUUGCGCGAGAUUAACUGCGAUGUGGUGACGUUUGGUCAGUACAUGCGCCCCACUAAGCGCCACAUGAAGGUGGUGGAGUACGUCACCCCUGAAAAGUUUGACUACUGGAGAGAUAAGGCAUUGGAGAUGGGCUUUUUGUACGUUGCCAGUGGACCCCUUGUGCGGUCGCUGUACAAGGCCGGGGAGGCGUUCAUCGAAAACGUCAUCCGCAAGCGGCGCCACAACGUCGGCGAGACCCCGAGAUUGGAGAGCACCAUCGCCCCGAAGAUCGAGGUGUAG